Mesorhabditis belari is the source of this 1929-nucleotide messenger RNA. NCBI's taxonomy places the organism in Eukaryota, Metazoa, Nematoda, Chromadorea, Rhabditida, Rhabditidae. The record is from the annotation of a GenBank genome assembly.
AUGUUCUCCAAUCGACAUGCGACUGGCGGCGGUGGCUCGGGCGGUGGACACGGGAAAGGACACGGAAUGGGAAUCAUGGAACAUUUGGAUAGGAUACGUGAAGAAUACAAUUCGGUGAACACACAGCUCGGCCAGCAGCGACAAGAAUUAGAGAAGCUGAGUAUCGAACGAGAACAAAUGCAACGCCAAUUCAUGAUGUAUUACGAGAUGUCACUCUCAAUGAAUGCCGAGUUUAUGAAACAAAACGAAGUGAACAAGAAGCUUUCAACAGUGUUGCAACAGGUGAUCACCUUGCUUCCACCGGAUCAAGCGACCACGGCGAGCGCGGCUUUUGAGCGGGCAAAACACGUCACCCAAGCUGAUUUGAAUCAGGCGAUGAUGGGAAACUCACAGGCACAAGCGAUGGCUUUAUUGCAAGGACAACUGGGAAUGCAGCUCCCCGGCAAUCCCCUAAUGAAUCCGGCGUUCGCAAAUCCGGCUGCUUUUGCUGCACUCGCUCAGGCAAACAGCGAACGGGCGAAUAGUGCACGACCACGUUCGGCUUCCGGAAAACCCGAAGAAAGAGAAGCGAAAAGGACAAAAAUCGAUCCCGAUGAGGAUGAGGGAGGGAAUAUUGAUGUUGAGGUAGAUGAGCCAAGCGGCAGUGGGCAGACGAAUGGACACGAGAAGAAACCAGCGAGGGCGGAUAGUGGACGGGAGUCCGCUCAUUCUGUGGCCUCAUCGGGAGCUUCGACCCCAGGAAUCCCGAAAGCUCCGCGAAAUCCUUUCGAAGCUAUGCUCGGUGUGCCGACGGGUGGAGCUGGUGGAAGAAUUCCGCCGAAUCUCGCAGCGAAUCCAGCCCUCUUGACAUCUUUUGAUCCACAUGCACAAGCGAGAUUGCUAGCCGCCGCCGGAAUGGUGCCCACGAAUGGGAAACCCCCGUACUCGUACAGCGUUGAGGGCACAUCAGGACCAAGAGUCACCAAUUUCCCGGCUGAUGCGUUGACGGCACCCGGAACACCGAAUACGUUGAAAAAGAUCGACGAACUCCCGCACGGUGACGUCGUUUGUGCGGUGACGGUGGCCAGAGAUCGAGAACGGGUGUUCACCGGUGGAAAGGGGUGUGUGAAGGUGUGGUCCCUUCCCUCUUCCUCUUCAUCAACUCCAUCAUCAUCCACCACUCGAACACCCCUCCAUUCCUUAGAUUGCCUUCGUGAUAACUACAUUCGAUCAGUUCGUCUACUCGGCGACUCGUCGAGACUUUUUGUCGGUGGAGAAGCCUCAUCGAUUGCUGUUUGGGAUGUACAGGAACAAAAGCUCUUGUGCGAGUUGGACAGUGAAGUGCAAGCCGUGUACGCUUUAUGCCUAUCAAGUGAUGAGAAACGGCUGUUCGCGUGUGGUUCUGAUGGAAAGGUUUUCGUUUGGGAUACACAUAAUCAUCAAAAGAUCGCCACUCUGAAUGGGCACAGUGAUGGGGCAUCUUGUGUCGAUCUCUCGUUUGACGGGCUCACUUUGUGGACCGGUGGAUUGGACAAUUCGUUGAGAGCCUGGGAUAUCAGGGAACUCAAAGAGUCUUCGAAAAUCGAGUUCGCCGCACAAAUUUUCUCGCUUGGUUGCUCGCCAAGGGAUGACUGGGUGGCUGUGGGAAUGGAAAGUACAAUUGUUGAGGUUGUUUCUCCUACACAACCUGAGAAAUAUCAACUACAUAUGCACGAGAGUUGCGUCUUGUCGCUGAAAUACGCGCACUCUGGGAACUGGUUUGUGAGUACAGGCAAAGAUAACGCGGUCAACUGUUGGCGAUCACCGUAUGGAGCGAAUUUGGUUAACUACAAGGAAACGUCAUCCGUUCUCUCGUGUGAUAUUUCCCUUGACGAGCAGCUUCUUGUCACCGGUUCCGGCGAGAAAAAAGCCACCGUUUACGAGGUCGGCUACACAUCAACAAGCGCUCUC